This is a messenger RNA of Abrus precatorius (Indian licorice), 828 nucleotides long. Its product is annotated as tetraspanin-11. The record is from RefSeq and is a predicted model, not a curated record. The transcript is spliced from 2 exons. NCBI's taxonomy places the organism in Eukaryota, Viridiplantae, Streptophyta, Magnoliopsida, Fabales, Fabaceae. Gene Ontology annotation, biological process: auxin-activated signaling pathway. The coding region runs from base 1 to 828 and encodes 275 amino acids. Gene Ontology annotation, cellular component: plasmodesma; plasma membrane.
AUGUUCCGCAUAAGCAACACCGUAGUUGGUGCCCUUAACAUACUCUCAUUACUCCUCGGCCUCGCCGCCGUGGGCACCUCCGUCUACAUCCACAUCAGCGGUGGCCACGGCGCCUCCGAUUGCCAGAGAGUGUUGCGUUAUCCUCUCCUCAUCGGUGGCGUCUUCGUUGUGAUCGUUUCUUCGUUGGGAAUCGCGGGGUCGCUGUGGCGCGUCAACGUGGCACUCUAUGCUUACCUCUUCGUCACGUUCUUGCUCAUAUUGGGGCUCGCUUUCUUCACCGUUUUCGCUCUCUUCGUCACGAACAAGAAGGUGGGGCAGCAUAUAUCGGGCAAAGGCUACGGCGAGUACAGGGUUGCGGAUUUCUCUCAUUGGUUGCAGCGUUAUGUUGUGAACAACAAGAACUGGGACGAGGUCAAGAGUUGUUUGAUGGAUGCUCAUGUUUGUGAGAACCUCUCUUUCAAUGGUGGUCACAACAACGACUCACUCAUUUUCAAACACUUGUCUUCCACGCAGUCUGGGUGCUGUAAGCCACCGGUGUAUUGUGGAUUCAUAAUGAAAAAUGCUACAUUUUGGGAAGUGCCAAAGACGGGUCCAGCAAAGAAUAAUUCAGACUGCAGCACUUGGAAUAAUAAGGAAGAAAAACUGUGCUACGAUUGUAAUUCAUGCAAAGGAGGAGUGCUUGCCAACAUAAGGAACCAGUGGAGACAUCUCACCAUAUUUAAUGCAUGUGUGCUUAUACUUGUCACCGCCAUAUAUGUCUUGGGCUGCUAUGCCAUUAGGAACAAUAGAUCGGACUAUAGAUGCAAGCAUCGAAGAGCAUGCCCUUGA